GUCCUUUAGCUCUACUCUUCCUUUUUGUUUCCCUUUCAAUGUUGUUGAAUAACAUGUUGUUGUUGUUGGUGUCUUUCUCUCUCCACUCUAUCUAACACACAAAAUAAGUUUCAUUUCAUUUGCUUGCUUGUUCAACUCUCCAAAACACGCAACAAAAUAAUAUAUAAAACCUUAAAAUACUCACUUCAUGAUUCUCACGUCCCACACUUUUCUUCAUUCUAACUCCAGCUCAACACAAUACUCAAAACCAAGUCUUACUAUUUCUCAUUUCUUAAACUAUUUUCUCAACAAAUCUUGCAUUUCACCACUUUCUUUAUUCAGAAAAUAUCUUUAAACAUUCCUUUCUUUUUUAUAUUUUUUUUUUUGUAUAUUACAAGUUAAAGCCUUUUUCAUUGCCACCAUGACAGAAGUUCUCCAUUCUCCACCUCAUUUUACUUCAUCACAAAGAACAACACCUUCAACUUCAACUUCUUCUUCUCCUCUCUCUUCAUUCUCUUGCCAUGCCAUUUUUCAACCUCCUUCACAACCACAUUUUCCACUUUUUGAGCUACUAGUAACUCUUUUCAGAAAAUCAUUAUUUCCUUUUAAGAGUAGUGGCAACAAAGACCUUUGCAACAUGGACAUAAGUCCUCCAACUAACGUGCGCCAUGUCGCUCACGUUACUUUUGAUAGGUUCAAUGGUUUCUUGGGUUUGCCUGAUGAGUUUGAACCUGAUUUUCCCAGAAGGCCUCCUAGUGCUAGUGCAACUGUUUUUGGAGUUUCAACAGAAUCCAUGCAGUUAUCUUAUGAUUCAAGAGGGAACAGUGUGCCAACAAUUCUUCUGUUAAUGCAAAGGCAUCUGUAUGUUCAAGAAGGGUUGCAGGUGGAGGGGAUUUUCAGAAUUAAUGCAGAUAAUAGUCAAGAGGAACAUGUUAGGAAUCAAUUGAACAUGGGAUUGGUUCCUGAAGACAUUGAUGUACAUUGUCUGGCAGGACUAAUUAAGGCUUGGUUUCGGGAACUUCCUAGCGGCGUUCUAGAUUCGUUAUCACAAGAGCAGGUAAUGCAAUGCCAAACUGAGGAAGACUGUAUUGAACUAGUGAGACAUCUACCUCAUGCUGAAGCUGCACUCUUGGAUUGGGCCAUCAAUCUAAUGGCUGAUGUAGUCGAACACGAAAAUCUCAAUAAGAUGAACGCACGCAACAUUGCCAUGGUUUUCGCACCAAACAUGACUCAGAUGGCAGAUCCAUUCACUGCAUUGAUGUACGCAGUUCAAGUGAUGAAUUUCUUGAAGACACUUAUAUUAAGGACGCUACGAGAAAGAAAGGAUUCUGUCGUCGAAUCUAAUCCAAGAUUGAAUUUAGAACCUUCUGAUGAGAAUGGACACCGUAGACUUUUCGAGUCGUUUCAGAAAGAAGAUACUGCAGCAGCAGACAAUAAAGAGGCUAAAGAAAUUUUUGUUUCAGAAAAAACUGUUGUAGAAUGUACACCCGAAUCACUCGAAAAAAACUCCUCAACUGAAAGAGAAUCUGGCAGUUUGAUACGCACUUCUGAGAAUCCAAUUUGCAAUGAGGAAUUGUAUUGUGAGUUUCCACCGAAAAAAAACAUGGGGAAAAACAACAAGUCUGGUCAAUCAAGUAGUUCAAAUGCUAGAAAAGGGUCCAAAAAGACAAGAGGACAACAACCUGUGAUCAAUGGAAAAGGGUCGGUCGAGAAAAAGGGAAUGAGGACUUUGAGCAGCACAGAUACAAGAUCAGACCGAGUCGAAGCUUGGCGGUGAAAGAAGCACUGAAAUGUAAAUUGAUAUUUUCACACUGUGCCUUUUUAAGUUUGUUUAAAGUAUAAGGUUGCAAAUUUCUAAGGGAAUUCUGUGAAGUGAUUCAUUCCAGUAUGUUUUCUAUACUUCCUGUGUUUGUUUAACUUAUAUCUGUUUCUCAUUCUAUCAGAAGAAAAAAACUUAUCUGUUUUUCAAUAAUAUCAAUAUUAUGAUCACACUACCAUUGUAAUGAAA
This is a messenger RNA of Medicago truncatula (barrel medic), 1987 nucleotides long. Its product is annotated as rho GTPase-activating protein 5. NCBI's taxonomy places the organism in Eukaryota, Viridiplantae, Streptophyta, Magnoliopsida, Fabales, Fabaceae. Gene Ontology annotation, molecular function: GTPase activator activity. Gene Ontology annotation, biological process: signal transduction. Bases 401 to 1756 code for a protein of 451 amino acids. The record is from RefSeq and is a predicted model, not a curated record. The transcript is spliced from 5 exons.